AACGACGAUACAGUUUUUCUUCCCGGAAUUCGAUGGUUCACGGCCAUGAUUGGAAAUCACCGGCGACGACUCGUUCUCUUCGAUUUUUCCCAACGCGGAAAAUAACUGUCACGAUUUCCUUCUGAAAUCUCGUCAUCGAUAUAUUUACAUUUUCGUUACAUCGCACAAAUUCGCGACGUAAAUUGAGUGACGACAACAAGACUUCCCUUUGUCACGCGACUUCAUUCCAAAAGUUCAAUAUUAAACAAAUAAUGGAACAAUUGUCAUUGGCAGAAUAAUUAAAGACUCGCCCUCGCGACUUCAUUCCAAAAGUUCAAAAAUAGAUGAGUCAAAACGUUUUCUAUGUUUCGCAUCGCAGUCCCAAGAUGAGUUUGCCAAUGGCCAAAAAAAAUAAAGAAGACGCGAACAAAGAAGCCUAUAGUAUAGAUGCCACAAACGAAGCCAAAUCUUUCAUAGAGAAAAUCUUGGGCGAUGUCAGCAAAUCCUCAGCAACAAAACAGAUCAUUAUUGGUAGCACAUCAGGAUGGGUAACUGGAUUUAUCACUAUGAAGAUUGGAAAAGUAGCAGCUUGCGCAGUUGGUGGUGGAAUUAUCAUGUUGCAAAUUGCUGCACAUCAGGGUUACAUAAACAUUAAUUGGGACAAAGUUAUGACAAAGGCCGAAAAAAUAUCAGAUAAGGUGGAGGAAAAGAUUACCGGCGAAGGGCCACAUUUAAUGGACAAGGUUGAACGAUUCGUCGACAAAAAGAUGGACAAAGCCGGGCGAUUGAUGAAACAAGGGCAGAUUCGUACUCGGCGUUGGUAUCAUGCAUUGAUUGGCAGUGACGACAGUUUCCAACCAACGGAGUUCCAUUUCUUUCUAGUCUCAUAUGUCGCGGGAGUCGCACUCGGUAUUGCAACCGCCAAAUAGGUAAUAAAUUGCUGCACUCUGAAUGCAACCAAGAAAAAGAUAUACAUCGCACCAAAGGAUAGCUCCACUAUUAUCGACGCGCAUGACAAUGUCGUCGAUGAAUACAAUAAUACAAUCAUGGAUGAGGUAAGGAACAAACUUAAUGAGUUAAAGAAAUGGGUGGCGCGAACUACGCUUAAUAAUCCUAGAUAAAUAGCUUUAUUUUUAAUCUCUCAUUGAUGUUAACGAUGAAUAGAAUUUAUUCGUAUCAUCCAGAAUUACUUCUUUUGCCUUCUUUUAAAUCCCCAAAUCCGAAUAAAUUAAUGAAACAAUUCGUAGAUCUUUGUUAAAUUUUUCAAUAUUAAUAGAGUAAAUUUUAUUCGUCGCUAUCAUCUCUUUAAAGUUAAUACAUCAAACAAAUGAAAGUCCCUAACUUGUUUUGAGAUUACAAAAUAAUUUAUUUAUUACUAAUGUGAUUUAUUGAAUAAAUAUCGCAUCGAUGUAUUAUUUAUUUCACAUUUUACUUUGUGAAAGGAUAAAAUUUUGUUUGAAUCUUGAUAAUUUUAUUAUUGUCAUUUAAACAAACUAUAUAACGUGCUUGUAAAAUGGUAUAGAGAUUUCUUACUCAUUCAGAAUGCAGCAAGAAAUUAGUCAUUCUAGGACGUAAAUGUUAGAAUAAUAUUGUAUACUUAUAUUAUUAAAAAGUUGCGAUUCAAUUUUUGUGAUUUAUAUUUAUAUACUUAAUUCGGCUAAUCGCCGUGUUUCUAUUGUAUUAUUUAUACUUAUAUAGAUCUUAAUAUGUAUUGUCUAAAGAUAAUAAAGAUUAUUUAACGAAUAA
Pogonomyrmex barbatus (red harvester ant) is the source of this 1725-nucleotide messenger RNA. Its product is annotated as FUN14 domain-containing protein 2. Gene Ontology annotation, biological process: autophagy of mitochondrion. Gene Ontology annotation, cellular component: mitochondrial outer membrane. The record is from RefSeq and is a predicted model, not a curated record. NCBI's taxonomy places the organism in Eukaryota, Metazoa, Arthropoda, Insecta, Hymenoptera, Formicidae.